Messenger RNA from Trematomus bernacchii (emerald rockcod), 2448 nucleotides. It is a transcript of the gene spry2, whose product is annotated as sprouty RTK signaling antagonist 2. The record is from RefSeq and is a predicted model, not a curated record. Gene Ontology annotation, biological process: animal organ development; negative regulation of fibroblast growth factor receptor signaling pathway; negative regulation of Ras protein signal transduction. The transcript has 2 exons. Bases 484 to 1509 code for a protein of 341 amino acids. Gene Ontology annotation, cellular component: cytosol; membrane. NCBI's taxonomy places the organism in Eukaryota, Metazoa, Chordata, Actinopteri, Perciformes, Nototheniidae.
GCGCUCUGUUCCCCCUUCAGCUUGACGCCAUUUACAGCCCAAAUCCCGACCUCCUCUCCGGAAAGAGCAAAAAAAAAAUACACGAGAAAAAGUACUCGCAAACUCCCAGAGCCCUGCGGAUAAAACACACCGAGUUUUAACAACUUCUGAGCUGGAGUUUCUUCUACUUCUUCUGCAAGAAAAGUGUAGUGCCGCUAAGUUUGCACUCCGACGCUGAUUGAUUGAACAUUUCUCCCGUUUUAAUACCUCGUGCUCUUGCGCAAAACAUGGGAUUUACGUUUUAGCGUUGCCUCUCAUGAAAAUGCGCCUCGGUUGGAAACUUUCUCAAUGGAUUUUACUGACGACUUUCCAGACUGAGUUGUUGAUGCACGGAAUAAACUCCCUCUCAAAUUGGAUUUAUUUCACCUAAACGGGGGCUAAAGUGUCGAAAGCACGGACUUCAGAUGUGUCCCAUGCCAGCCAGAGUGCCCCUUCAGUCCCGAGAUGGAUUCUACAAGUCAGAACGACAGCGAUGGGGGAGGAGGACGCCAAGGGCGGUCAUCGCCAUCGCCGGGCACUCCGCAUGACGAAGGGAGAACGCAACCUCGGCCUCCGCAAACCCGUGAUGGUCCGCCAGACCCUGGGUUGACCAGCAGGCUGCUCCAAACUCCAGCAGUGCUAUCUCUGGAUCAGAUCCGGAUAUCUGGGAGUAGUAAUGAGUACACAGAAGGGCCCACAGUCGCCCAAAGAUCUCCGGCCUCUCUGCAGAGGCAACAGAAGAGUGACUUGAUUACGUCACCAGGAUCAAGGACAAGUGGGCAGCAUGAGACCCGGGAAGAGCUGCCUAAUAAUCUCCGUAACCUGCAUUCAUUGACUCGGCAUGGAAACACAAAUGCUUCCAUGUCCUCCAGUGUGGAGGACUCCCAGAAUAGCAUCAGGACCAGCGUGGGGAGCUCUUCUUCAGGCCAGAGGCUCAUGAGCAGCCCGGCAGGCAGCAACCAGAUAAUCAGAACCCAGCCCAAACGUGCAGAGCUCAACUCAGAGGAGCUGAAACCCCUGAACGAUGAGCCCAGGGCUCUGUUGGCUGUGCCAGGCAGUGGAAGCAAUAAAAAUAAAAGCAUACACACCACCAAGUGUGAGGACUGUGGUCGGUGCUGCUGCCCAGAGUGCAGACGCCCGCGGGUGCUUCCUUCCUGCUGGAUGUGUAGCCGCCGCUGCGUGUGCUCCUUGCAGAGUGCCGUAGAGUACGGCACGUGCGUGUGCUGCGUCAAGGGGCUGUUCUACCACUGCUCCAGCGACGACGAGGACACGUGUGCUGACAAGCCCUUCUCAUGCUCACAGUCGCACUGCUGCGUCCGCUGGACCACCGUGUCGCUCUUCUCCCUGCUCUUCCCCUGCCUCCUGUGCUACCUCCCCGCUAAAGGAUGUGUCGGCGCAUGCCAGAGCUGCUAUGACCGGAGCACGCGACCCGGCUGUCGGUGCAAGAACACAAACCUUAUCCACUGUGAGGAUUUUGGCAAGCCAACGUAGACAAGACGGUGGUGUAUGUUGCAGAAAGAUGGACCAUGUUGACUGACUGUAGACAGCCCUGUAGUUCUGUAGUUGAACGGUUUGAUAUUAGUGCUUGAGUUUUUGUGUUUCCCAUCAAGAUCUUCAUGUCUACCACAUCUGGGCAGAGUCAGUUUUGCCUUCAGUUGUCAACUUUUAAUGCUGGUUGACAAAAAUGUUACUACAAAAGGCACUGGAGGAGCAUUCACUCACCCUGGCGUUAUGAGUAUCACUUGAAAGGUAAACCAAAAUAAGCGCUCCAUAUGAUAAAAGACAUAUCCAACUACUGUUUUGUCCUGAAAAGAAAUUCUUCACUCAAGUGCCCAGAUAUGGUGUUGUUGCUAUGAGAGUCCAAAUGGAUAUCCUUUUUUUUAACAUUUAAUACAACUUAUAUGCUAAGAACAGACUCCUAUUACUAACUGUAUGUAAAGUAGUAAAUGCAAAGGGUAUGUACAUUAGAAAAUGAGUUUGACAGAUGUUUUAUUUUUGUACAUAUAAUAAUACUUCAACUGUGAAAAGAUUUCUGCCACACCAGAGGCACCUUGAUAUGAAUCAGUAACUUCAUUCACACGAUGUUUGUACAUUCACUGGAAUGUAUAUCAAUCAUUUUAUGUAAUUUACAAAAGAAAAAUCUUAUCCCUUCUACUUGUAAAUUGUACAGUGACCUUAUAUGAGAAAUUUAUUUUCUAAUUCCAACAUUGCUUAGUGUAAAGUUAAAAAAUAUAUAUAUUUAUUUGAAGGUUUAUUAUUUUAUAAUGAAAAAUAUUUAUUUUGAGAAAGCAUUGUUAAUGUGUCACCUCUUACUGUCGUUGCUGCAGAUUGUGAGGUGACCUGUAGGAGUGUCAAAGCUGGAUGAAUAGUUCACUAUGAAUUAGAAGACAAAUAUAUUAACGUUUGAAAUUAAACAACCUUGAAGUCUGA